This is a messenger RNA of Cylindrotheca closterium, 1692 nucleotides long. NCBI's taxonomy places the organism in Eukaryota, Bacillariophyta, Bacillariophyceae, Bacillariales, Bacillariaceae. The record is from the annotation of a GenBank genome assembly.
AUGACGGAUACGGUAGCAUUGAAAGUGAAAUGGGGAAAGGAAACAAUAGAUGUCAACUUUGUGGUAGCUGGAGGAGUCAAGGGAUUGAAAUCCGAACUGGAGGAAAAGACCAGAGUGCCUGCUGAUCGAAUGAAAUUGAUGGCAAAGAGCAAAGGCUUGUGGAAAGGAGUGCUGAAGGAUGAUUUUGAUUUUGGUUCCAUUGACUUUGCAGCAGCGUUGUCCAAGGCCAAGGGAGGUCCAUUGAACCUUUUAUUAAUGGGUUCUGCAGCUGAGCUCACUGGUCCAAAGACAAAAACUGUUUUCUUGGAAGAUUUACCUCCGGAGGAAGUUGCCAAGGUUCAAGAACCUUCUGGUCUAGAGAAUCUUGGAAAUACCUGUUAUUUGAACUCUGUCACCCAAUGCUUGAGAUCGGUCCCACAAUUGCGGAAUGGAUUGGAACCCUACCAACCAACUGCUACCUCAGCUCAAGCUUUAUUCCUUACAACUCUACGGGAAACAUACAAACAACUUGAUAGAACCACAAAGCCCGUUGCACCCUCCACAUUUGUUCGAUCCACGAAGAUGGCAUUUCCACAGUUCGCACAAACUGGACCCAAUGGAGCGCCCAUGCAACAAGAUGCUGAAGAGUUUUUCUCGGGAUUGCUCACCAUCGCUGCCGGCGAGCUUAAGGAUGACAGAUUAAUGAAGGCUGCCUUGCCAUUCACCAGCCCUAAGGAGUUGGAUGGUGCUUCCAAUCUUGCAGAUGCCUUAUUUGGAUUGAAGAUGGAGGAGACCUUGACUUGUGAUGAAUUUGAUGGAAAGGGUGACGACAAGAUGGAAGUUGAGGGAGAAGGAGCUGCUGCCGCUGGACUCGUGGAACCACCAGUAAAGUCCUAUGAUUUGCUUCGUAAACUCGUCUGUAAUAUUCAAGGUGGUGUUGACGGAACCAGCAGUACUCUCAAUGUCACUCACAUUGCCGAGGGAAUCAACCUCUCUUUGAACGGAAGUAUCGAAAAGAACUCUGAAGUUUUGGGCCGCAACGCUGUUUGGACACGAAAGCAAAGAAUCGCUCGGCUGCCCCCUAUCCUCGCUGUUCAGUUUGGUCGUUUCUACUGGAAAGCAACUCCUGACUCCCAGGAUCAUUCAGGUGUAAAGUGUAAGGUUAUGAAGCCUGUUGCUUUCAAUAGCGUCCUAGACGUUUAUGAAUUCUGCUCAGAGAAAGUGAAGAAGGAGCUCAAGAAGUCGAGAGAUAAGGCUUUGCAAGAAGAAGAAGACCGAAUCAACAUGAAGCUAAAGGGUGAAGAUGUAGAUGACAACAAAGAUAAGAUGGAAACGGAUGAAGGAAAGUCCGAAGAUAAUGAAGAAGACGCCGCUUUGAAGGCAGCUUUGGCAAUGAGUAUGCAGGAUGGGGAAGACGCACCUGAACCAGUUGGUCCAGGUUUGCCAGCAAAUUUCCAAGGUCAAUACGAGCUUUUUGCUGUGGUUACACACAAGGGUCGAGAUGCAGAUGGUGGUCACUACAUGGCAUGGGUCAAGGCUGACAACAACUCGGGCAAGGUUGAUAAAAUUGCAAACUCUGAGGAGGACAAUGAAGAUUGGUUCGUCUUUGAUGAUGAUGAAGUCAGCCCAUGCAAAACUGAAGAUGUGCUGAAGCUGAAAGGCGGAGGUGAUUGGCACAUGAGUUACUUGAACUUUUACAGAGCAAAAAAGUAA